Messenger RNA from Aedes albopictus (Asian tiger mosquito), 984 nucleotides. RefSeq lists its product as uncharacterized. The transcript has a single exon. The record is from RefSeq and is a predicted model, not a curated record. Lineage: Eukaryota; Metazoa; Arthropoda; Insecta; Diptera; Culicidae. Bases 1 to 984 code for a protein of 327 amino acids. Gene Ontology annotation, biological process: DNA integration. Gene Ontology annotation, molecular function: nucleic acid binding.
AUGGCUGACCUUCCACCGGCGCGGCUUGCGGCGUACUCUCCACCCUUCACACAUACAGGUAUUGACUUUUUUGGGCCAUACGAAGUGGCAGUAGGAAGGCGCGUCGAAAAACGAUGGGGAAUGCUAGCAACCUGUCUAACGAUUCGAGCUAUCCACAUUGAAGUUGUACACUCGCUAACCACCGACUCGUGUAUAAUGGCGAUACGCAAUUUCAUCUCACGUCGUGGUACGCCCAGCGUUAUCUACAGCGAUAGAGGAACCAACUUUAUCGGAGCGUCUCGUCAGAUGAAGGAGGCAGCGGCUGCAGUGAACGUGGACGAAGUCGUGAAGGAGUUCAUCACUGUAGACACAACUUGGUCCUUUAACCCACCCCUCGCACCACACAUGGGAGGUAGUUGGGAGAGACUAAUAGGCAGCGUAAAACGGAACCUUCAAACAAUCAAUCCUCCUCGAAAUCCAACCGAUGAAGUGCUACGAAAUCUCAUGAUCGAAAUAGAGAACAUCAUUAACUCCAGACCACUAACUCACGUCCCAGUUGAUGACGACUGUGCUCCUGCGUUAACACCGAACCAUUUUCUCCUUGGUUCCUCAAACGGGAUUAAGCCAUUUUGCACUCUUGACGAUACCAGUGCUGCUCUCCGCCAAAACAUACUAGCUUCGCAGAUACUGGCGAAUAGGUUCUGGAAGCGCUGGCUUAGUGAUUACCUGCCGGAAAUCACCAAGCGAUCCAAGUGGUUCAACCAAACCGAUCCAGUAACCGUAGGUGACCUGGUUGUGAUAGCCGAUCCAAAGCUACCCCGUAACUGCUGGCCAAAGGGAAAAGUCAUCGAGGUUCACCCAGGCAGAGAUGGGGAGGUUCGCUCGGCCACUGUACGAACAUCUGCAGGAGUAUAUGUUCGGGUGGUCACCAAACUGGCUGUUCUGGACGUAAGGCGCGAAGGAAGUAAGCCAGCAGAAAGACUGGCAUACUCGGGGGGAGUGUGA